AAAUUAGUGUACAACAACAACAUCACGCACAACAUCCGUAAAGAUGCCUCUCUCUGGAGAUGUACCUCUAGAAGAUAUUGAAGAUAUAGUGACGGGGGAAACAGGGACAGAUAUUAGAGCAGGGAAUAAGAAACAUGUUGUACCUCGAGCUAGGAAACACAAGACUGAAGUGGCAACAGAAAAAGUUAAUGCUGAUAGUAUCAUACCAGGAACACAGAAAGUUUAUGUAAAAACAUGGGGCUGCUCACAUAAUAAUUCUGAUUCUGAAUAUAUGGCUGGUCAGCUCGCAGCAUAUGGAUACAAAAUUGUUGAUGAGAAGAAGAAUGCAGACCUGUGGUUGUUGAACAGUUGUACUGUGAAAAGUCCAGCGGAGGACCACUUUAGAAAUGAGAUAAAUUUGGCUAAACAACUGGAGAAAUAUAUUGUGAUAGCAGGAUGUGUACCACAAGGUCAACCAAAAGGAGACUAUAUGCAGGGAUUGAGUGUAGUAGGUGUACAGCAGAUAGACCGGGUAGUUGAAGUUGUUGAAGAAACUUUAAAAGGACACAAUGUUAGAAUGUUGGGCCAGAAAAAGGCAUCUGGGAAGAAAGUAGGAGGAGCAUCCCUAAAUCUACCGAAGAUUAGGAAAAAUCCACUCAUAGAAAUAAUUGCAAUUAACACAGGAUGUUUGAAUCAGUGUACAUACUGCAAAACUAAACAUGCUCGUGGUGAAUUAGGCAGCUACCCUCCAGAAGAAAUUGUGGCACGUGCAAAACAAUCCUUUGAAGAGGGUGUUGUAGAGAUUUGGUUGACCUCUGAGGACCUUGGGGCCUACGGUCAUGACAUUGGGGUGACAUUACCUCAAUUGCUAUGGCAACUGGUUGAGGUAAUCCCUGAAGGAGCAAGAAUGAGGCUUGGCAUGACUAACCCUCCUUACAUAUUAGAACAUCUUCCGGAAAUAGCUAAAAUUUUGCAGCACCCACGAGUUUACUCAUUUCUACAUGUACCUGUGCAAUCAGCCUCUGAUAGUGUACUUAUGGACAUGAAGAGAGAAUAUUGCCAGGCUGACUUCAGACAUGUGGCAGACUUUCUCAAACAACAAGUCCCGGAUGUAACCAUAGCAACAGAUUUGAUAUGUGGAUUUCCGACAGAGACAGAGGAUGAUUUUGAGGAAACUAUGCAGCUUGUUAGAGAUUACAAAUUCCCAAGUUUAUUUAUCAAUCAGUUUUUCCCACGUCCUGGAACACCGGCAGCAAACAUGCCUCGGAUACCUCCACCAGACGUUAAGAAGAGAACUAAGAGAGUGUCAGAAUUAUUCCAGUCAUAUCAUCCCUAUACCCACAAGCUUGGUGAAAUACAAGAAGUGCUAGUCACGGAAAUCUCACAUGAUAAACAGUAUUACGUAGGCCAUAACAAGUCUUAUGAUCAGGUGCUGGUACCCCAAGAUGAGAACUUGAUGGGAAAGAUGGUUAGUGUAGAGAUUACUGAGACCGGGAAACAUUUCAUGAAGUGUCGACUAGUGAAGGAUGGAGAGGUCAGGAGACCUGUAUCAGUACCCCCACCAUUACCUAAAGGUCAAGUUUCAGGAUUUAAACAGACGGAUGUUGUUAUCACAAGUAAAGGAAUCUGGUUUCUUCGCUGUUUCUAUGGUAGUUAUGCUUAUAGCAGUGGUUUGGCGAGUAUAUGGACUAGUUCAACAGUUUAUAACGUGAAUACUAUAAUGUACUUGUUGAUGACUUAAAACAAUACUGUGUAGAAGUGAUACCUUACUCUUUCAUGUUGAAGGAGAAGGUAAUUGGCAUAGGAAGCUGAAACUUUUACACAUCUUAGUAUCAGGAAAUGAAUAUGCAGUCAUUUAUAGCUGGAGUAUUCAGUAAAUAAAAAGUGCUAUUUUAUUUGCCCCAACAUCCUGCACUAUAUUUUCAUUGAAAAUGUGAGUUGCAGCAAGAACUAUCGAAGCGUAGACUGCAUUCAAACUUCACAAGUGUAUUUCCAAUUAUCAAAUCUACAGACAGAUUGUCCCAUAACUAACAUAAAUUAGUUUAAAUCAU
Ruditapes philippinarum (Manila clam) is the source of this 2030-nucleotide messenger RNA. Its product is annotated as threonylcarbamoyladenosine tRNA methylthiotransferase-like. Gene Ontology annotation, biological process: tRNA methylthiolation. Gene Ontology annotation, cellular component: endoplasmic reticulum. Gene Ontology annotation, molecular function: tRNA (N(6)-L-threonylcarbamoyladenosine(37)-C(2))-methylthiotransferase activity; 4 iron, 4 sulfur cluster binding. NCBI's taxonomy places the organism in Eukaryota, Metazoa, Mollusca, Bivalvia, Venerida, Veneridae. The record is from RefSeq and is a predicted model, not a curated record.